AUGUCUGUCAAGACUCGGCAAUGCUUCCUCAUAGAUUCACUUUUGGAAAAGCCUGAAGAUACGACAAAAGAUGAUACUAUGGAGCUUCUUAAAAGAUCUCCGUCCACAAGCAUACCAGUUGACUGCUCAUCACCAUCACAAGAGGUUGACGAAGAUAAAGACGAAGAAAAACCAUCCCGAUUAUCCCAAUUAAUAAGCAGCAUGAUGGAACAAGAAGCACAAGAAGCAGCAGCUACAGCUGAGAGAUCUCGCCCCAAUCCGCCGUCUAUCGAACCGUCUUUAUUGAGACCUCCUCUUCCAUUUACAAAUCCAAUCGAAUAUUUGUCAAAGCUACAUCUGAUGCAACAAGCUUUCAAUCUGUCAAGUAUGUCAGCCCUGGCUGUACGCCAGCAAUUCUCUCAGCCUAUUCUGCCUCCACUCAUUCGCAAAGAUGCCAUAUUUAAUCGCCCCUUGCCAUUUCUGCGAACAGGCCGAUCAUCAGAGGCGACAACGUCACGAGCUAAUAUCAAAAAGUACAGAUGCGAUGUCUGUGAUAAAACAUUCAGUCGAAGCAAUACUUUAAUAACACAUAAGCGAAUUCAUACCGGGGAAAAACCAUUUAAAUGUGAUCAUUGUGGGCGAGCAUUCCGUCAACCAGGAAACUUAACAAGGCAUCGCCUCACCCACACAACGGUCAAACCAUAUGUUUGUGCUCAUUGUGACAAAGCUUUUAAUCGAGCAUCUAAUCUCCAUACCCAUAUGCGAACUCAUGUUGGUAAAUAG
Auanema sp. JU1783 is the source of this 762-nucleotide messenger RNA. The record is from the annotation of a GenBank genome assembly. Lineage: Eukaryota; Metazoa; Nematoda; Chromadorea; Rhabditida; Rhabditidae.